AUCAAGCCCCUAGGCAUGCAGACUGCUUCUACAAACAUUGGUGAAAUAAUGGGUCGCUCUCAGGAGCUCAGUGACUCCAAGCGUGGUCCCGUGAUAGGUGGCCACCUGGGCAAUAAGUCCAUGCGUGACAUUUCCUGGCUACUAAAUAUUCCACGCUCAACUGUUAGUGGGAUUAUAACAAAGUGGAAGCAACUGGGAACAACAGCCACUCAGCCACCAAGUGGUAGGCCAUGUCACAUGACAGGGCACAGAAGUCACCAACUGUCUGCAGAGUCAAUAGCUAAAGACCUCCAAACUUGAGACCUUCAGAUGAGCCCAACAACAGUGCGUAGAGAGCUUCAUGGAAUGGGUUUCCAUGGCCGAGCAGCUGCAUCCAAGCCUUCCGUCACCAAGUGCAAUGCAAAGCGUUGGAUGCCGUGGUGUAAAGCAUGCCGCCACUGGACUCUAGAGCAGUACUUACCUGACUGCAUUGUGCCAAGUGUAAAGUUU
Messenger RNA from Staurois parvus, 489 nucleotides. Lineage: Eukaryota; Metazoa; Chordata; Amphibia; Anura; Ranidae. The record is from the annotation of a GenBank genome assembly.